Arvicanthis niloticus (Nile rat) is the source of this 515-nucleotide messenger RNA. It is a transcript of the gene Rpl27, whose product is annotated as ribosomal protein L27. The record is from RefSeq and is a predicted model, not a curated record. Gene Ontology annotation, molecular function: structural constituent of ribosome. Gene Ontology annotation, biological process: translation. Lineage: Eukaryota; Metazoa; Chordata; Mammalia; Rodentia; Muridae. Gene Ontology annotation, cellular component: ribosome.
CCACCUCUCCGUAAGGUGAAAGGUUAGCGGAAGUGUCCUCCUUUCCUUUCUGCUGGGUGCCUGCUUCUUGCUGUCGAAAUGGGCAAGUUCAUGAAACCCGGGAAAGUGGUGCUGGUCCUGGCUGGACGCUACUCCGGACGCAAAGCCGUCAUCGUGAAGAACAUUGAUGAUGGCACCUCAGACCGCCCUUACAGCCAUGCCCUGGUGGCUGGGAUUGACCGCUAUCCCCGAAAAGUGACAGCUGCCAUGGGCAAGAAGAAAAUCGCCAAGCGAUCCAAGAUCAAGUCCUUUGUGAAAGUUUAUAACUACAACCACCUCAUGCCGACAAGGUACUCUGUGGAUAUCCCUUUGGACAAGACUGUUGUCAACAAGGAUGUGUUCAGGGACCCAGCUUUGAAACGCAAGGCCAGGCGGGAGGCCAAGGUCAAGUUUGAGGAGCGAUACAAGACAGGGAAGAACAAAUGGUUUUUCCAGAAGCUUCGCUUUUAGGUGUAUUUUUGUUUUCGUCAUUAAAA